Molecule: messenger RNA, 5740 nt
Organism: Epinephelus fuscoguttatus (brown-marbled grouper)
Lineage: Eukaryota; Metazoa; Chordata; Actinopteri; Perciformes; Serranidae
Gene: rap1gds1
Product: RAP1, GTP-GDP dissociation stimulator 1
Exons: 15
Coding region: 383-2206 (607 amino acids)
Biological process (GO): positive regulation of GTPase activity
Cellular component (GO): cytosol
Molecular function (GO): guanyl-nucleotide exchange factor activity; protein binding
Source: RefSeq, a predicted model, not a curated record
UAACCGGAAGCCUUACAGCGGACUUGGUUGUAGCAUGUCAGACUGAGUCAGUCGACUAGGGGAGCGCCAGCCAGCAGGUCCUGACUGUUGGUGUGGAUAUGAGAGGAAGUCAGAUGUGUUAACGUGGUAGUCAGCCGGUGUACAGGCCACUGUACAACAGCAUCCAUCUGAGCGGGACUGCCCGACCGGCCCGGUGGCUGCUGUCGCUACCUAACUGGCUAGCUAGCUCGCUAACCUCCACCCGCUAACUUCACCAGUUUACGGCGGUUUAAGGGAGGAACAGCGUGGAGAAAGCGGGGCCUCCGGCAACUACGACUCGGUUUCCAGCUGCCCCGGAGAGCUUAACAUCCCGGUUUAUUUUCCGGAGCAACAUCCUGCUGAAAUGGACAACCUAAGUGAAGCCCUGGAGAAGCUGAAGCUAGCAUCUACAGACAGCGCCACUGACAGUGUGGAGAGCUGUCUGGACUGCCUGCUGAAAGCACUUGCCAACAACAACACUGAGGCCAGUGUGAAGAUCCAGGAGAUGGGCAUUCUUCCCCUGCUCCCCACCCUGCUAAACCCUCAGUCCUCCUGCACCCCUAAAGUAGCCAACAUCAUAGCUGAGGUGGCCAAAAAUGAGUUCAUGCGGAGUCCCUGUGUCGAAGCCGGCCUCAUUCCUCCUCUAAUUCAGCUGUUAAACUCCACCGACCAGGAGGUUUUACUGCAGACCGGCCGAGCUCUUGGCAACAUCUGUUAUGACAGCCAUGAGGGCAGGAGUGCAGUUGACCUGGCAGGAGGGGCUCAGAUAGUAGCUGAACACAUAAAAUCCCUCUCCCAAAAUACUGAGCCGGAAAAUGAGAAGCUCUUGACUGUCUUUUGUGGCAUGCUGAUGAACUAUAGCAAUGAUAAUGAUUCCUUACAAGCUCAGCUGAUCAAUAUGGGUGUGAUUCCUACUCUGGUAAAGCUUCUGGGCAUCCAUUCCCACAACACAGCCCUGACAGAAAUGUGUCUAAUUGCCUUUGGGAAUUUGGCUGAGCUUGAGUCCAGCAAAGAGCAGUUUGCCUCCACCAAUAUUGCUGAGGAGCUGGUGCGUCUGUUCCAGAAGCAGACAGAGCAUGAGAAGAAGGAAAUGAUUUUUGAGGUUCUGGCUCCCCUUGCAGAAAAUGAUGUGAUAAAGCUCCAGCUGGUGGAGGCGGGCUUGGUGGAGUGUCUCCUGGAAGUGGUGGCUCAGACUGUGGACGGAGAGAGGGAGGAGGACAUUGCCCAGCUCAAGACUGCCUCAGACCUCAUGGUUCUACUCCUGCUGGGAGAUGAGUCCAUGCAGAAGCUGUUUGAGGGAGGAAAAGGCAGCGUCUUCCAGAGGGUCCUGUCCUGGAUACCAUCUCAUAACCAUCAGCUGCAGCUUGCUGGGGCUCUGGCCAUAGCUAACUUUGCUCGCAAUGAUGGGAAUUGCAUCCACAUGGUGGACACUGGUAUUGUGCAAAAGCUUUUGGAGCUGUUGGAUCGGCACGUUGAGGAAGGCAACGUCACUGUCCAGCAUGCAGCACUGAGCGCCCUGCGGAACCUGGCCAUACCUGUGGUAAACAAAUCCAAGAUGCUGUCCGCUGGAGUAGCAGACGUGGUGUUGAAGUUUCUGCAAUCAGAGAUGCCUCCAGUCCAGUUUAAACUCCUGGGGACGUUACGUAUGCUCAUCGACACACAGGCUGAAGCUGCAGACCAGCUGGGAACUAAUGGGAAACUGGUGGAGAGGCUAGUGGAGUGGUGUGAAGCCAAAGAUCACGCGGGAGUGAUGGGCGAGUCCAACAGGCUCCUGUCAGCCCUCAUUCGACACAGCAAGUCCAAGGAAGUCGUCAGAACUGUCAUCCAGGGAGGAGGAGUCAAGCACUUAGUUACCAUGGCAACUAGUGAGCACAUGAUUAUGCAGAAUGAAGCACUGGUGGCUCUGGGUCUCAUAGCAGCGCUGGAUUUAGUUGCAGCUGAGAAGGACUUUGUUGGAGCCAACCUAGUGUCAGUGCUUCACAAGCUGCUGUCAGACGAGAGGAGCGCACCAGAGAUCAAGUACAACUCUAUGAUCCUCAUCUGUGCAGUCAUGGGUUCAGAGCCUCUCCACAAAGAGGUCCAGAGCCUGGCAUUCAUUGACGUGGUGUCCAAGCUGAGGGCCCACGAAAACAAAACGGUAUCACACCAGGCAUCGCUCACAGAGCAGCGAUUAACUGCCCAGAGCUAAAUGACUGUGUCCAACCCCACCCACACCCAUCCACCCAAAAUGCCUGCCUGACCACGUGAUCACCCAAUGACACCUCAUGACUGCUCUCCCCUGUGCCCCAUCGUCAUGUGCCAAGGUACCAUGUCGCGUUAACUGCCAGCCAGACAUAGUCAUGUCUCUACCCCAACGCUCCGCCCCACCCCGCCCACCUCCGCUAGGGUUAGACUGAUGUCGUUUUAGAGCGCCAAUACUCUGUGCUUAUAUAAAAAUCAUAAAAUCUGAGCAUUUUCUAAUAUCAUUUAUAUUUUCAAUCACUGGGAUUGAAUCCUUGUUAGGAUGAAAAAAGCCUCUGAAACUGUUUUUAGACUUCUGUGGGACACCAAAACUCUCCUCUGAAAGCCAUAAUAAUGACAUUUAUUUAGGUGGGUGUCAGGUCCUGAUGGCAGGAAGAGGCACAUUUCAUUUCAGACUUUACAAACCAACACCCCUUAAAUGGUCAGUGGAGUGAUUUGUCUCAAGCUGGACACCAUAUAUAAACUGAUACAUCAGUCUAACCCUGGUCCCCACCUCUACUUGUGCAUGCAUCUUCUGCUACAAGUAGCUCCACAGACAGGAGCUGAGGCACCAUAAACAGCCUAACGCAAUAGAUAAGAGACGACACUCUUUUAUGACCAUAGCUGUGAUACCAUCCGCCGGUAGCCCACCAGUGAAAAAUGUGCACAAAAGAACAAAAAAAAAUUGUUUCCUGUCGUGAUUUUUCUUUCAUUUUUAAGAAAAGCAGCCAUCCAUGAUGUGCCCAGUCGUGUCCCAUGUAGCUCGAGUAUAAAUUGACUAGAAACUGUGCAUGUUUUAGUCCUGUUGAAGGUGUGACAGUGUUCAUUUUACCUCUCUACCACUCGCAUAGUCCAAAGUACAACCUGCCCUCCUCCACUGACACCUCCAGUCUUGUACACUCUUUUUUUUGUUCUUUGAGAGUUGGAUCCAAGGAUUUUAUCAGAUUUUUAAUUCCACAGAUGUCCAACACACAUUCCCUCCACUCCAACAGCUGUACAGUGAAGUUAGAGGCUCCUCAAGUCUCCGCCCCAUUGCUGAGAAAGAAUUAUGUCAGAAGCAGGUGAUGCAAACAUGGUGGAGAACAGGGCUGAGACAAGUCUACCUUUGUUAGUCCAGUCCACUUCAGCUCCAAGACUCCAAGAGUACAGCCAAGUUGAAGUCACGACCAGAAUUAAGAAUUGAUGGUUUAUCUAUCCAAAUGGAAAUAUAAUGCAAAGCUUAAAGAGUUAAAUCAUCGACUUUUUUAAGGAGCUCUCUCAGUGCAGACUAGGGAUGUCAACGGUUAAUCGUUAACUGGCGAGAAUAUUUUUGGCUGGUCAUGCAUGUGGAUCUAUAGGAUAAGGCCUCUGCUAUUCAGUUUACUGCAGUGCGCACCACCUGGGUCUGGCGGGAGCUAAAGUAACCAGGGGGUGCUCAGGUGGUGUUUACAGUAGAGUGAGCAUGGCCUAAGGUUAGCUAACCAGUGGAGCAUGGUAAUAUGGAAGAAAAAAAAUGCUAACAUGGAAAAUGAAAUUAAAGACAUUAACAUCACAAAACAUUCAAAUUUCACCCUCUGAAAUGUGGUGCUGAAGCUCACUGAGUGAAUGAAGUGCUGGACUAAAAGGAAAGGCCGCAUGUAUUUUACGUCUUUAGCUUUUAUUUUUUCCAUAGAAGUUAACCAUUUGGUUACUGGUUAAUAGGUGUCGGGCUAUCAAAAGCAAAAUGAACGGAAACUGACAUCCCUAGUCCUGUCCUAGCACUGUCAUACUACGUAUCACAGUCUCACAUUGCCGUCUACCCAAAGCUGGACAUUUCAGUCACUGAGCAGCUCAUUAAAAAUAUUUACAAGAAAAUGUUGUAAACUCAUAAAUCUUUUUGGUGACCCAUAAGGUGAGAAAAACAACAUCAAGUAGGUGCAGAGUAACAAUUUUUUUUAAUUUAUUCUGAACAAGUAUCUCUUCCAUUAAAGUCAGUACAAACUAUGAAAGAUCAAAAAUGGUGCAGGAUGUCUUUUCCACAGAAUCUUUGGUUUCACAUGGUGGGUAUUGACUUGAAUUACAAAGACCUUUGUAGGCCAGGCUAAAUUGUGUUACUUCGCAUCCACCUUCCAGUUUUUCCCCCAUCUUAGAGGUUGCUAAGAAGAUUUCCAAUCUAACAUAAACCCAAUCAAUGCAUGGUAGUUGGCCUAGUAAGACUGACACUUUGCGUACCCAGAUUUCUACAGAUCAAAUAUUGUUUGUAGCACUGUGGAAGAAAAAAAAUCUCAAAAAAAUAUCAAUAGGAGAUCAUUUUUAAUAUUUUUGGUAUGGUAAAGUAUCAUAUGAAAAGCAGCCAAGAAUAAGGUAAGUUAAAGUCAAAGUAGGUGUGAGUCUUAGGGCUCAUUUAUGCUCAAUGUUAGAUCCGGAGACAGAUGGAGCCUUAUGUCCGUACUCUAAGUUGAUUUCGUCCAUAUUUGUGCAUGUUUUCUGAAACUUACGGAUACAGAUGAAACGGAGCAGUACCACUGAAGAUCGUGGGGGCACUGUAGCGUAGUUCAAGCAAGAUCUGACUGUAGGAGCCAAUAAAGACAUUAAAAUAAUGGUGGAAUGGAACAAAUCGGUUAUAUAGUUAAAAGUAUCCUACGUUCAUGUGUCGGGAUAUAUAUAUAUACAUACACUAGCAGCACAGACCACCGCCGUCUACAACACUGCCUCUGUUUAAAGGUACAAUAUUACAGCCUCCUCCUCUGUUGCCUUGUUUGUUGUUGUGUAAAACUUUUGGACCUGCCCCUAGUGCCAUCUAUUGGCUGUAUCUAUGCCAACAUAAAGUAUGAGGGCAGGGAAGUUUACAAUGUUUGAAACGGACCUAUCCAUUUUCGUACAUAAAGGGAGUAUAAAUGAGCCUUAAGAACUGAGAAAGUAGACUUGAGUACUACAGCUUAAUUUCAAUAUUUACUCUGAUGCUACUGUCAAAACACACACUAGUGCCCCCCAAAAAAUGACAAAAUCAGGGCACUGUUGUGCGCUGUAAGAAAACCAGGGAGUGUAGUUCUUCAAUAUAACAUAAGCAGCCACCAUUCCUACGUAUGUGUACAGUUUGUAUGUGUGUGUAGCGGAGCAAAGUUUUGAGAUGUUCUGAGAACAGGUAACUGAAUGCAGACACACAGAUGUCACUGUAUUUGUGCUGUUUAAACCCUCAACCAGCGGCACAGCAGCAACACAACAGGUCUCUGUUUAUGAAUGACAGCUGGUUCCUCUAGUCAAAGGGAUUUCUGCUAACAUGCACAUCAGCAUGUCCGACACUGUACCGACACUCUGUUAACAUGCCACGGUGUGUUUCCUGGUCUGGGCCCACGCUUAUGUUUUUUUAAAGGUAUGAAUGGUUAUUUAUCAGAUUUGUGAUCUUCUAAAGACACAUGCCUGUGGAGAUGUAUCCAUAGUAACUACGUAAAAUACUAUAAACUUAAGUGUUUGUUGUAAAUGUCAUGAGUUGUACAUUUGGAGGAUUGUAACCCAGCAGAUAAUUAAAGAUGAUAGCUGGUGA